AUGUCUGACGAAGGCAAUGAGAUGGAGGCGAAAAUCAGAUAUUAUGGUGAUGAUGGCGGUAGCGAGGACGGAUCAUUGUCAUUGGAUGAAGACGAACAUGACGGGGAAAAUUAUAUGAGUUUGGAUGAGUCUUACAGUGGCAAUGUAGGAGGGGAUGAUGACAAUGAGGAUAUGGAUGUAGAUGAUUCAUAUGCUGAAAGCGGUAGCCAUAUGGAUGUGGAAGGGUACUAUGAGUGGAAUUUCUUCGAUGAUACCAAUGACGAAAACGAUAUCGAUGCAUCUUAUAAUGACAGCUCGACCAAAGGAGAGGUUGGUGGCCCGUGCGAAAAUGAUGACGAUGCCAAUGGUGAUGAGUGCAAUUUUGACACUGGGUGCGAUGAAUACCAGCAAGAAUCACUGGACAGGCAUUGGAUGGUGAUGUCCGCGACGUUCAGGACAGACGAGGAGGCAUAUGAUUUCUAUAACGACUAUGCGAAAAAGUGUGGAUUCUGCAUUAGGAGGGACAACUUGAAAUAUGUGAAGGGUGUCGACGCGCGUAGGCGCUUGAGGAGGUUUCUCUGUUCGAGGGCUAGGAAACGACAUGCCAAGUUUUGUACCAUGGAAGGGAAGAAGCGCGGGCUGAGAGUGUAG
Molecule: messenger RNA, 630 nt
Organism: Aegilops tauschii subsp. strangulata
Lineage: Eukaryota; Viridiplantae; Streptophyta; Magnoliopsida; Poales; Poaceae
Source: RefSeq, a predicted model, not a curated record